AUGUGGGAAGUCAUUGACAUAUCUGGAGGCUGUGGUGCGAGUUUUGAAGUCGAGGUUGUCUCUGAACAGUUCGAGGGGAAGAGAUUGCUGGAGAGGCACCGUAUGGUGAAUGCUGCACUUGAAGAAGAAAUGAAGGAGAUUCAUGCCCUCUCUAUUAAGAAAGCUCAGACUCCACAACAAUGGAAGCCAUCACAAGACUCUGCAACUCAAACCAAAGAUGCUUGA
This is a messenger RNA of Thlaspi arvense, 225 nucleotides long. NCBI's taxonomy places the organism in Eukaryota, Viridiplantae, Streptophyta, Magnoliopsida, Brassicales, Brassicaceae. The record is from the annotation of a GenBank genome assembly.